Molecule: messenger RNA, 1305 nt
Organism: Colletotrichum navitas
Lineage: Eukaryota; Fungi; Ascomycota; Sordariomycetes; Glomerellales; Glomerellaceae
Exons: 4
Coding region: 1-1305 (434 amino acids)
Source: RefSeq, a predicted model, not a curated record
AUGAGAUGCGCCACGCCAUCCCAGCUCGUCACCUACGCCGCAUUCAUCCUCGGACUACUCGGCCCAGUAGGCAGUACGCAGGUCACGGGAAGCACGAUGGCCGCGAUGAUGAUGCCGACGGCGGCGACGUCGACGACGAGUGAGGCGAAGAAGAAGAACAACAUGACGAGGCCCGACCCGACGAUGCCGCUGGCGCCGAUGCCGCUUCCGCCGUCGGGCGCCGGGCGGCACGGGGAGGAGAUCGUGAGACAGCUGACGGGCCUCACGCGGUCCGGCAUCAGCGGCGGGGGAGCAGGGCCGGGUGGCGGGAGCCGGUUACGAUUCGUCAAGAGGGUGGAGCUGGAGGGGGAGCUGUGGGAGCCCGAGGGGAUCGUGAGGCUGGCGGGAGGAUCGGUAUCCUCGUCGUCGUCGUCGUCUGCCGUUGACGCCGCCGGGGGAGACGAAGGGGACGGGCGGGAUGAGAGGUUCUGGGUGUCGGCGGGGGAGUACACGGUCCCGACGGAGAAGUUCCCGGGGGGCGAGUGGGUAGACGGGACAGACCGCACCGCAGGGGCGGGGUUCGCGCACAUGGUGGUGUUUGACGGGACGGGGCGGCGGUUGGCAGACUGGGUCGUCUCGGAGGAGGGGGACCUGGAGUACCACAACGGCGGGCUCGACUACGACGGCCGGCACAUCUGGGCGACUCUCUCGCAGUACCGGCCCAACACGACGGGGACGGUGGUGAGGAUCGACCCGGCGGAGCUGACGACGGAGGCCGUGCUGCGGGUGGACGACCACCAGGGCGGGAUCGUGCACGACGUCGAGACGGGGACGCUGACGACGCUGAACUGGGGCGGGAGGACGGCGAGGCGGUGGGACCUGGGGAGGACGAGAGUCGGGGCAGUCAGGCUCGGCGGCGGCGGUGACGGUGUUGGAGCAGCAGGAGGGGGAGGAGGAGGAGGAGGAGGAGGAGGAGAGCAAGGGGGCGGCGGGGGCUUCGACGAGCCGGAGAGGGAGACGGUGAACCCGUCGUACUGGGUCGACUACCAGGACUGCAAGUCGCUGGGCCGCGUGGGCGGGCGGUCGCUGAUGCUGUGCUCGGGGAUCGCGACGGCGGCGCCGGGCGUCGAGGUCGGCGGGCUGGCGGUCGUGGACGCGGAGGACAUGGUGCCCGUGUGGGAGGCACCGUUCAUGGAGAGGACGGGGGCGAGGGGGGGCGAAGGAGGCGGGGAGGGCGUGUUGAUGACGAAGAACCCGAUGGACGUCGCGCUCGUCGAGGGACGGGGGCGGAGCGCGGUGUACGUUUAUGAGGUCUGCGAGGGGUGA